Messenger RNA from Trichoderma atroviride IMI 206040, 1380 nucleotides. RefSeq lists its product as uncharacterized. The record is from RefSeq and is a predicted model, not a curated record. NCBI's taxonomy places the organism in Eukaryota, Fungi, Ascomycota, Sordariomycetes, Hypocreales, Hypocreaceae.
AUGGCGUUAUCACGAUGGCCAACUCAACUCAUCAUCAUCUGUCUAUUUUCACUUGUUCAAGCCUACACGGUAUUUGAAACAAAGUGUUCUGCCCCUGACACUACAUCGAGCUUUGUGUCAUCGCCCAAUACCCGCGGAACUCUCGACAUACUAUGGAGCUCCCUCUUCACGAUCUUCGCUUGCACCUGGAGCGUCCAGCAUCCUAACCUUCCCGAACAACAACAAGGAGAAGUCGAUGACUAUUCCUCGACACUAAAGGGAUGGCGUGCAUGGGCAUACCCUGCAUGGAGAAACGCUAAAUGGGGAAUGAAGGGAUUUUACAGAAGCACACUGCGGAUGCUGUGGACUAGCAUUGCUCCCGAAUUGCUAAUUGUCGCAGCCUGCAAUGAACUGAUUGCCGCACGGAGCAUUUGCAAAAGAAUGAAGGAGUUGGACUUGGGAGAAGAAGAAACUUGGAGUUUAACUCACAGCUAUUAUGCAAACAUGGGAGGCUUCGUCGUACGAAACCCAUCGGCAGACAGAACCCUGUAUCACGACCCAUAUCAUCUUACCGGCGAGGAACUCCUCGAACUUCGAAGAAGAAGGCACAUCACAAAGCUGCCCAACAUGGCAGAAGCAGAAAUCAGGGACAAGUCCAAAGGCGAUAUACUUGGAAAAUCGGUUGCACUCGGCCAGAUUGCGUGGUCUAUAAUUCAAAUCAUUGCACUGGUCAUGAGAAGGCUCCCCGUCUCGCCUCUCGAGGUGGCCGUUGUAGCCUUUGCUGCUUGCGCAAUUCUCACGUACAUUCUGUACUGGGAAAAGCCGCAGCGCGUCAGCGUCACUCAAACCAUCUCGCUACACGACUGUGGUCAGCUAUAUAAUAAAACAGAUUUGAAAAAGAGUCCCAGGUUUUUCAAAUAUCUGUUCACAUAUUUUCUUACGCAUUUGGGCAUCUCUACCAAACAAGGGCAAUUGCAUGGUGCGCCGAUUAGCGUGGACAAUACAUUGGAUGAUAGAAAGGGUAGGGACAAGGAAACCAGAGUUGUCUUCCUCGCUGUGUCUGUCAGUGCGGUUCUGUUUGGUGGAAUUCAUGUCGUUGCGUGGAACUUUCCUUUCCCCUCGACAAUCGAAUUGAUCUUUUGGAGAUGUGCAAGCGUCUAUACAACUGCAGCUCCAGUUUGCAGCAUCCUGCUCCUCUUCCUUGUCAAACGGGAUGAUCAUAGUCCACAGGGAUUGACUUAUCACCUAAUCACACUUUGUCUCACCCUCGCUGCUGCUCCCUUUGUCCUUUACCCCAUUGCAAGACUUUUUAUAAUUGUCGAGAUGUUUCGCACGCUUUACUUUCUCCCUCCUGCUUCAUUUGUUUCCACCUGGGCACCCAGUGUCCCACAUGUUGCUUAG